Musca domestica (house fly) is the source of this 1012-nucleotide messenger RNA. Its product is annotated as myophilin. Lineage: Eukaryota; Metazoa; Arthropoda; Insecta; Diptera; Muscidae. The transcript has 3 exons. Gene Ontology annotation, biological process: actomyosin structure organization. Bases 134 to 643 code for a protein of 169 amino acids. Gene Ontology annotation, molecular function: actin binding. The record is from RefSeq and is a predicted model, not a curated record.
AAUCUGGGCGCGUUUUUGCGUCAGUUGAAAUUUUCAUUUCGAUCGUUAAAGACAAAAAAGCCAACAAAAGCUUUUUUUCCAAAAAAUUUAAUUUUUUCCAAACUAAUUUAACAAAACACAGAAAUUAUAAAAAAUGGCUCCCCGCAACAAGGAACAAGAACAAGAAGUCUUGAACUGGAUCUUCGAAGUUUUGGGCGAAAAAGUGCCAGCUGGUCAAUAUGAAGAUAUCUUGAAGGACGGUGUUGUUCUCUGCAAACUGAUUAACAAAUUGGCUCCCGGCUCCGUCAAGAAGAUCCAAGAACGUGGCACCAACUUCCAAUUGAUGGAAAACAUUCAACGUUUCCAGGCUGCCAUCAAGAAGUACGGUGUACCAGAAGAGGAAAUUUUCCAGACAGCUGAUCUCUUCGAGCGUCGCAAUAUUCCCCAGGUCACUUUGUGCCUGUACUCUUUGGGACGUACCACCCAACACCAUCCCGAAUUCACCGGCCCCACAUUGGGACCCAAAAUGGCCGAGAAGAAUGUACGUGAAUUCACCGAAGAACAAUUGCGUGCCCACAAUGCUGAACUCAACUUGCAGAUGGGCUACAACAAGGGUGCCUCCCAGUCUGGCCAUGGUGGUUUCGGCAACACCCGUCAUAUGUAAAUAAUUUCCAGCCGCAUCCAUCCUUCUAUCCAUCUGCCGUAGAUUUUUGUUACUCUUUACUAUGUAUUAAGUCAGCGUUUUUUCGUUUCGUUUUGUUUGUUUAAUUUUCUUUUUUUAAAUUUAACUGCAAAUUUUCAUAAAUUUUUCGUUCUUUUUUUUUGACGUCCAUUGUCGUCGUCGCUCACUCAUCGUAAUUCUUUUUGUUUCUGUCAUUUUGUUUGUUUUCCUAUUAAAAAUAAGUGAGGUCUAGCUAGAAUAAAACAAAAAAAGAGAAACGUUUAUGUAUUUUUUGUCGCUCUUAACAUUUUUUAAUUAAGUAAAAUAAAUAUUAAUUCUAAUUCUAAAAUAAACAAGAAAAAACACAAAGAA